AACACAAACACGGGCGGUUGUCACAAAACAAACGAGUGAUUAAACUUAAAAAAGAGUAAUUCUUAAGCUUAGUUGCUCUCGCUCUCUUGGGGGGAAUAUGGCUUAAAGUAAUGAGAGCAUAUGUGUGUGUGAGAAAUCUUGAUACUGCAAUGAAUUUUAAACUCCCGCUUGCGAGUAGUAUUCAACAGUUUAUUGUUUAUUUGAAAGUGUGUGUGUGUGUAUUGCUGUUAUCUCCAACAUUUAAAGCCAAGAUUCUUAAUUAUUAAAUCCAAAAGAGCCUCAGCCUGUACCAGCAUUUUUGCCAGCACAUUUAAAUAAUAAACCCAUUUGUGACGAUAUAAUACGCAAAUUUUCACCCUCUAGACGUUUGGAAUCGAGGGAAUUAGCUAAACUUUUAGCACAACCACAUUUUCGGGCCCUCAUUCGUGCCCAUGAUGAAAUAGGUUACCUCUACGAAGCUCGUUUAAAAGCAGCCGGCGGUUCUCUAACAAAACUCGAAGCGAUAUCACAACGUAAAACUGGUGGCUAUCUCUUUCCAACCGAACUGAUAAACAAUACAACGAUGCCUGUGGAAACCAUUAAAAUGGUUGGAUUGCGACGCAUUCCAAAUCAACCUUUAGGUUUAACUGUAGAAAUUGACGAACACAAACAACUAGUAGUGGCACGUAUAAUGGCUGGUGGUGUUAUCGACAAACAAGGUUUACUAAAUCCUGGUGAUGUAAUAUUAGAAGUAAAUGGGACAGCAGUACGUACCCCAGAAGAUUUACAAGUUGAGGUGUCGCGUGCUAAGGAAAAUUUAACAUUAAAAAUUGGUCCCAAUAUGGACGAGGAAAUACGUUCAGCACGCUUAAUAAGUGGCCAGGUAAAACAAAAUGGUGUUGCAAAAUUUGAGCCAGGCAAGAAAAUGACGAGUUACAUGCGUGCCUUAUUUUCCUAUAAUCCUUCAGAGGACUCUUUACUACCCUGCAAGGAUAUUGGUUUGGCUUUCAAAUCUGGAGAUAUAUUACAGAUUAUCAAUGUAAAAGAUCCCAACUGGUGGCAAGCUAAAAAUAUUACUGCUCAAAGUGAACAAAUCGGUUUGAUACCUUCACAAGAACUGGAAGAAAGACGCAAGGCUUUCGUAGCGCCUGAAGCUGAUUAUGUGCACAAAAUAGGUAUUUGUGGUACAAGGAUCUCAAAACGUAAACGUAAAACUAUGUAUCGUUCUGUAGCCAAUUGUGAGUUCGAUAAAGCUGAACUAAUGCUGUACGAAGAAGUAACACGUAUGCCACCAUUCCGUAGAAAAACUUUGGUAUUAAUAGGUGUCUCCGGAGUGGGUAGACGUACUCUCAAAAAUCGUUUAACUAACAGUGAUCCUGAUCGUUUUGGUUAUGUUUUACCUCACACAACACGUCCCAAAAGAGCUUUGGAAGAGAAUGGCGUCUCCUAUUGGUUUGUAGAACGCGAAUGGAUGGAACAGGAAAUAAAAGAGAAUAGAUUUUUGGAAUAUGGUGAAAAUAAUGGCAAUUUAUAUGGCACUCAUAUACAAUCGAUUAAAGAUGUUAUUAAUAGCGGAAAAAUGUGUGUUUUGGAUUGUGCUCCAAAUGCUUUGAAAAUUUUACAUAAUAGUCAAGAGUUGAUGCCAUUUGUUAUCUUUAUCGGUGCUCCUGGUAUGGAGCAAUUGAAAUUAAUUUAUAAUGAACGUCGUGCAACGGGUUCUAAUAAAAAUUUAACGUUCGAUCGUCAGAGUUCCAUACGUUUUAGUUCCCGACGUGCUCGUACCUUGGAAUCCCUUGCAUCUCUAUAUGAGGAUGAUGAUUUAAUAGCCACCGUUGAGGAGAGUGCAUUUGUACAACGAAAAUAUGAGAAAUAUUUUGACAUGGUCAUAAUCAAUGAAGAUUUCGACGAUACGUUCCGUCAAGUGGUCGAAACUUUAGACGAAAUGAGCCAUCAAGAGCAAUGGGUGCCAGUUAAUUGGAUCUAUUAAACAUUUUCAAAAUAAAACAAAAAACAAACCAAUAAAAACAAUAUACACACAUUUUAAUGAAAACAAGAAACGAAUAAUUUUUAUUUAAAUAAAAAAAAAUAACUGCUGCUUCCUUUAUAAAAUGCUCUUAAAUGGCUAGCAAAGUGAAAAACAAUAUAAUUUAUGAAAUAAAAAACUGAAGUUUACUACUAUAAA
This is a messenger RNA of Lucilia cuprina (Australian sheep blowfly), 2161 nucleotides long. It is a transcript of the gene vari, whose product is annotated as protein PALS2. The record is from RefSeq and is a predicted model, not a curated record. NCBI's taxonomy places the organism in Eukaryota, Metazoa, Arthropoda, Insecta, Diptera, Calliphoridae. Gene Ontology annotation, cellular component: cell-cell junction; plasma membrane. Gene Ontology annotation, molecular function: protein binding. The transcript is spliced from 10 exons. Bases 563 to 1966 code for a protein of 467 amino acids.